AUUGGUCAACACUGAAAGGCCUGUCACUGCCUCUCUGAUGUCGGACCGCCCACAGGAUCGAGGACAAAAACAAUCGGCAUCUCGCCGUCCUCAGUAAAACAUAAACAAGAGGACUCAAACGAAUCAGUGUAUCCUUUUUAAGCGGCACGGGCAGCACCGAAGGAGAAAUGGUUUCUCCAGUAACAGUGGUCAAGAGCGAAGGCCCUAAAUUGGUGCCAUUCUUCAAAGCAACCUGUGUAUACUUUGUCCUGUGGCUGCCCACCUCAAGCCCAUCUUGGUUCAGCGCCUUGAUCAAAUGCCUGCCCAUCUUCUGCCUGUGGGUGUUUUUGCUGGCUCAUGGCUUCACCUUUCUCUGUGCUCACUCCAGUGCCCGCAAGAUCUUGGCUGGUCUAAUCUUUUCUGCUCUGGGUGAUGCUUUUCUCAUCUGGCAGGAGCAGGGCUACUUUGUCCAUGGCCUUCUGAUGUUUGCCAUUACCCAUAUACUCUACUCUUCUGCUUUUGGGAUGAAGCCCAUUAAUGUGCGUGCUGGGCUGGUGAUCACUGCUGUAUCCUUUCUGUGCUAUAUCCUGCUGUACCCCUACCUCUCUGGCCCCUUCACCUACUUGGUGGCCGUCUACAUCGCCCUAAUUGGUUUCAUGGGCUGGAGGGCCAUCGCAGGUUUGCAGCUGGCGAAUGACCUGUGGACCUGGACCAAGUUGUCUGCCUGCCUGGGUGCCGUGCUCUUCAUGGUCUCCGACCUCACCAUUGCAGUCAACAAGUUCUGCUUCCCUGUGCCCCAUUCGCGAGCCAUCAUCAUGGCCACCUACUACGCUGCCCAGAUGCUCAUAGCACUGUCAGCUGUUGAGUGCCAGGACGUGGAGGUGGCCAGGAAGAGAACAUGAGUUGCAGCAGUCUCCAAACCAUGUGAUUAUGGACACAUCUCACUGCCAGGUUCCCAGCCCCCAGCCUUCAUCUCAGUGUGGUGCUCAAACACCGCUGGGCCACUACAGCCUUUACAUCACCCUUCUGACCCAUUAGCGUUGUAAUCUCACAUGUGUCCUCUAACCAAGAAGAUACAGUAGUAUUAUCUUCUGCCUCACCCAACAACAGUCCUACCUGCCUCCUCUAAAGAUAGAAUGGCUUUCAAACUAGUUACAAAGGUGAUAAGUGCAGUAAUAUUAACCUGCUAUGUAGAGAGUAUUACAUACUUUUAACUGGCUAAUGGAAGCAUGUCACUGGGCACCUUCAAGGAGUGUGUAUGGGAGAGCAAUGGGGUCUGUGUGCGUUGAUGUAUUUGAUUUUUACCUCGCUUCGCACACAGUCCUUUCACACACCUCACACUCCCAGCACAGACGUAUGCUUUAUGUUGUCCAGCAUUACUAUUUAACAUUUAGUUUGUUAUUUGUUGUUGUUAAAAAGGGAGGGUUUUUUUUUUUUUAAUACCGACAUAUACAUAUUUUUUCCAUUCUCUGUUGCUCUGUGUUCCCCUUAAUUAAGGGUGCUAUUCUAAAAGCUUGUCCAAACCUGUUUUCGUUAUCUGCGAUCCCCUUGAUAUUAUUUAUAACAAUCCUGCCCCUCUACACUUUCAUAAGUCAUCAUCAACGUAUUUUUUAAAGUAUUUUUUCUUCUAUGAUGUCCUCGAAUAACUAGAUGCACAGCUUAAAAAAUGAUAAAAAGUAAACCAAUAAGGCUGAAAUUCAGGGAGGGAAAUUUGGGUGUCAACAAACCAGUGUGUACUGUAAGUUUCAUGACUGAACAUUUACGUUGGAUGGGGAAGAAGUUUAGCUUUCUCCUGAGAUUCACACUGCUGUCAGUGUCCCACUGUCACAAAGAGAACACACUAAAUACUAUAGUCACAGCAGACUACUGCACACAUUAUUACUUGCUGUGUAGUGUGCACCUGCUUCUCCUUUUGGUGUUAAGUCCACCAGGAAUUUGUUUUCCCCACCAGCAGCUUUUUAAGAAACGCAGGUGCAGAUGUUACCACGUACACACACCUGACACCCACAGCUCCUGCUGUGUUAGUUAUUGGAAAAAGUUCAUGGGGAUCUUAUUGCUAGAAUGGAUCAGCUGACAUGCGCUUAUUUGGCCUAAUAGCAAUGUUAUGAAGACUGAAAAGAAGGGCUAUGUUACAGGAUGGAAUCUUUUUGUUUAUCAACUCUGUGUGUGUCUCUCAGGGCCCUGGGAAAGGGCUCACUCGCUCAUAAUGAAAUGCACACAUACAUGCACAAAAGUGUGCGCUUUGUCCUUAAGGCAGCCAAAACGAACUGAAAAACCAAAAUGGAAAAAAAUAGGGAAGACAAGGGAACUGGCAUGUCAUGUGAGGAAACAGUUAUCCCAUUAUUCCCAAUAAUUCCCUCUCACAGGACACUUCAUCAGCUUUAAUCCUGCAAAAUCCGCCACAGCUAAUCCCUAACAGGCUGGCUCCUAUUUUGUCUUUCAUCUCUUACAUAUUUCUGCUUCUCACCUCUCGUUUGUUUUGUCCCCUGCAAUUUUUUAUUUAUUUUAAAACUAGGUGUCUUACUGAAUAUUUAAGAAUUACACUGCAACUUUUUCUUCAGAUGUCUACACUUGCACGUGUUUUUGAGCGUCUGCAUAUGUGUGAGAGUGCGUACACUGCUUUUUUUUUUUUUUUUUUUUUCUUAGCUGUUGCUUAAACAUCUGUGUGUUCUUGUGGCAAAUCAGAACCAACUCAAGGCCCGAAAUGCUGUGAACCAACAGAGUUUCUAUGAAGUACACACACUACUGGGUAUUUUUAUUGUAUUAUCACAAUGCUCUUAAAACCAUCUUCAUGCCCAUCGCCUCUUCAGAACUGCAGCUUUGUAACAGACUGCAGAUCUACUGUCAGUUAAGAACUUUAGGCUAGUGUUUUAAUAGUGACAAUUUCCAUUGCUGGACAUGCCUCCUGUUUAUAUGCUGGUGGAG
This is a messenger RNA of Haplochromis burtoni (Burton's mouthbrooder), 2904 nucleotides long. RefSeq names its product transmembrane protein 86A (gene tmem86a). The record is from RefSeq and is a predicted model, not a curated record. The transcript is spliced from 3 exons. NCBI's taxonomy places the organism in Eukaryota, Metazoa, Chordata, Actinopteri, Cichliformes, Cichlidae. Gene Ontology annotation, cellular component: membrane. The coding region runs from base 168 to 881 and encodes 237 amino acids.